CAUUGCUCUUAUUUGUUUGUGGGUGGCCUAAUUUCUGUAGGAACAAAGGAGUGCCCAGUUCUAGUAACCUAUAGCAACCAAUCACCAGACAGUAGCACAUUUUAAAAACCCUAUAAUGUCUUAUCGCUGUAUGAAAAGUCGUUCAGUAAUGCGCCUUACGAAACCAACGUUAUUCACCAAUAUCCCGGUGACAUGUGAAGAAAGAGAUCUUCCAGGAGACCUAUUUAGCAUACUAAUGAAAGAUGACCCUUCGACAGUGAAAGGUGCAGAAACACUAAUGCUGGGAGAAAUGCUUACACUGCCGCAGAACUUUGGGAAUAUAUUUCUCGGGGAGACUUUUUCAAGUUACAUCAGCGUUCAUAAUGACAGUAAUCAAGUCGUAAAAGACAUACAAGUAAAGGCAGAUCUACAGACAAGCUCCCAGCGGUUAAAUCUGUCCGCGUCCAGCGCAGUGGUAGCCGAACUAAAACCAGAUACAUGCAUCGAUGAUGUAAUUCAUCAUGAAGUUAAAGAAAUAGGAACACACAUAUUGGUAUGUGCUGUUAGUUAUACCACCCAGACAGGAGAGAAGAUGUAUUUUAGGAAGUUCUUCAAGUUCCAGGUCCUGAAACCUCUUGAUGUCAAGACCAAGUUCUACAAUGCAGAGAGUGACCUCAGUUCUGUGACAGACGAGGUGUUUUUGGAAGCGCAGAUUCAAAAUAUCACCACCUCGCCAAUGUUUAUGGAGAAGGUUUCCUUGGAGCCAUCCAUCAUGUACAAUGUGUCGGAGCUAAACACUGUAAUCACAAAUGGUGAUGGGUCAUCUACCUUUGGAACAAAAACCUAUCUACAACCACUAGACACACGGCAGUAUCUGUACUGCUUAAAACCAAAGCCAGAAUUCGCUGAAAAAGCAGGAGUCAUUAAAGGUGUCACUGUGAUAGGAAAGCUGGACAUUGUAUGGAAAACAAACCUGGGAGAAAGGGGGAGACUCCAAACUAGCCAGCUGCAGCGAAUGGCUCCAGGCUAUGGAGAUGUGCGGCUUUCUAUAGAAACUAUUCCUGAUACUGUUCGACUGGAGGAACCAUUCGAUAUUACAUGUAAAAUCACAAACUGCAGCAGUGAAAGAACCAUGGAUCUGGUUUUGGAGAUGUGCAAUACAAAUGCAAUUCAUUGGUGUGGAGUUUCGGGCAGGCAGCUAGGAAAGCUUCACCCCAGCUCCUCUCUGCAUCUGACCCUAACGCUGCUGUCUUCCGUUCAAGGGCUGCAGAGUGUUUCGGGAUUACGAUUGACGGACACAUUUCUGAAAAGAACAUAUGAAUACGACGACAUUGCACAGGUCUGUGUGGUCUCCUCAAAACUCAAAGCAGAAAGCUGAUUCUCAGAUAUGGUUUUUAAAGAUCUUUGUAACAAAAGGGCCAACGCCUCCCAGAAUCCCUCCCAUCACUGGCAUGUACCAACGAAUGGCGUACCUUGGACUUGCAGGGCAUUGCAGCAUGUUUUUAUUGUUUAAUAAUGACAGUUCUGUGAAUCUGUGUACAUUUAUUUUAAAUGAAAUGAUGUUUUGUUUUUAAAACAUUCUGGGACUGAUUUACUAACACAAGCGCUAAACUACACCAGUACCAAUCAGUUUGUUUGCUUUUAUUUUCUAACUUGUACUAGGCUUCCGUAUGGUAAUUGCUGAUUGGUUGCAACAGGCAACAGCAGUUUAGCACUUAUGUUGUUAAAUCAGCCCCUCUAUGUAUUUUAUCUAAUAUUUCAGUAAAUAAACUGUAUAUAGGAAUUUAAAUAUUUACGUUUAUUAAAAAAAAAAUAAAACACAGUUGUAAAUGCUU
Xenopus laevis (African clawed frog) is the source of this 1814-nucleotide messenger RNA. It is a transcript of the gene trappc13.S, whose product is annotated as trafficking protein particle complex subunit 13 S homeolog. The record is from RefSeq and is a predicted model, not a curated record. Gene Ontology annotation, cellular component: TRAPPIII protein complex. The transcript has 13 exons. NCBI's taxonomy places the organism in Eukaryota, Metazoa, Chordata, Amphibia, Anura, Pipidae. The coding region runs from base 116 to 1357 and encodes 413 amino acids.